Molecule: messenger RNA, 1882 nt
Organism: Glycine soja
Lineage: Eukaryota; Viridiplantae; Streptophyta; Magnoliopsida; Fabales; Fabaceae
Product: cyclin-A1-1-like
Exons: 11
Coding region: 113-1567 (484 amino acids)
Biological process (GO): mitotic cell cycle phase transition; regulation of cyclin-dependent protein serine/threonine kinase activity
Cellular component (GO): cyclin-dependent protein kinase holoenzyme complex; cytoplasm; nucleus
Molecular function (GO): cyclin-dependent protein serine/threonine kinase regulator activity
Source: RefSeq, a predicted model, not a curated record
UCACACUCUCUUUUUUUUUUUCUUUCUUUUUUUCUCUGCUAAAGACGCAAACGAAACUAAAGCACAAAAGACAGUAGUAACGCUCUCUUUCUUGAAUAAGCGACAAUUCAAAAUGUCGACCCAGAAUCGUCGCUCGUCGUUUUCCUCCUCAACGACGUCGUCUUUGGCCAAACGCCAUGCAUCCGCCUCAACGACGUCGUCUUUGGCCGCCGCUCCUACAAACAUGGCCAAGAAGCGGCCUCCUCUCUCCAACCUCACCAACACCGUUGCUCACCGCAACUCUUCCUCUUCGGUUCCAUGCGCAGCUAAAUUUGCCAAGACCAAGAAAGACGUUGUUCCGGCGUGUUCAGGGAACAAAAGGCCCACAUUGGCGAAUGUGAAACCCGCUAGCGCAGUUAUUUUUCCGAAGGCUAAUUCUUUCCCUGUAAAGAAUGAAGCUCCACCAACUCCUCCUCCUCCAGUUGCCACCGUUACUGUUCCGGCUCCGGUGGUGGAUGUUUCACCUAGUAAAUCAGAUACAAUGUCCGUUUCUACGGAUGAGUCAAUGUCCUCUUGUGACUCCUUCAAGAGCCCUGACAUUGAAUAUGUGGACAAUAGUGAUGUUGCAGCCGUUGAUUCAAUUGAGAGGAAAACAUUCAGCCAUCUCAACAUCUCUGAUUCUACAGAAGGGAACAUAUGUAGUAGAGAGAUACUUGUUGAGUUGGAGAAGGGGGACAAAUUUGUCAAUGUUGAUAAUAAUUACGCGGAUCCUCAGCUCUGUGCAACCUUUGCUUGUGAUAUCUACAAGCACCUUCGUGCAUCUGAGGCAAAGAAAAGGCCUUCCACAGACUUCAUGGAGAAAAUUCAGAAGGAGAUAAACUCCAGCAUGCGUGCUAUAUUGAUUGACUGGCUUGUCGAGGUGGCUGAAGAGUAUAGACUAGUACCUGAUACAUUGUAUUUGACAGUAAACUACAUUGAUCGGUAUCUAUCAGGGAAUGUGAUGAACAGACAAAGGUUACAGUUACUUGGUGUUGCCUCCAUGAUGAUUGCCUCUAAAUACGAGGAAAUUUGUGCACCUCAGGUGGAGGAAUUUUGUUACAUAACUGAUAACACAUACUUCAAAGAAGAGGUUUUGCAGAUGGAAUCUGCUGUCCUGAAUUUUCUCAAGUUCGAAAUGACAGCCCCAACAGUAAAAUGUUUCUUAAGAAGAUUUGUUCGUGCAGCUCAAGGAGUUGAUGAGGUCCCUUCGCUACAACUAGAGUGCUUGACAAACUAUAUUGCUGAAUUGUCUCUCAUGGAGUACAGUAUGCUUGGUUAUGCUCCAUCACUUGUAGCCGCUUCAGCAAUUUUCCUGGCCAAAUUCAUACUUUUCCCUUCAAAGAAACCAUGGAAUUCCACAUUACAGCAUUACACCUUGUACCAGCCUUCUGAUCUGUGUGUCUGCGUAAAGGAUCUUCACCGUCUUUGUUGCAACAGCCCUAAUUCUAAUUUGCCUGCAAUUAGGGAGAAAUACAGUCAGCACAAGUACAAAUAUGUGGCCAAGAAGUACUGCCCUCCUUCAAUACCCCCAGAAUUUUUUCAGAAUUGAGCAGAGAUGACAGUCUAAUUUUCGGUUGGGAUAGGCUUAGAUUGACGUAACUUCUUGUCUCCGGAGAAAGAUGCUUUCUCUCACACUGUACAAUGUAGUUGUCAACCCCUUCCGUCUCAAUUAGAAUUCUUGCAUCUGCUUUCAUUGACGUGCAUACUCUUAUGCCCACAAAUUCACAAAAAAAUCAACGCUUCAAGAAGCGACUUGUAUUAUUAGCUAAGCUAGUGCUUCAGUAGCAUCAUUAAUAGCUAAGCUACUACUCUUGCAACAGUUUGGAAGGUAUAAAAUCUAGGUGCAUUACCUAGUAUGCAUUGA